CCUAAUGGUAUGGUACUUAUAAAAGUUGUUUUGCUCCGGAAUUCUCGGAUCCAGGAAAUCGACUAGGGUUUCUCCCAGUUGGCUAGCUCCACGAUGGCGGCGACGCCGUCGCCGGUACCCCCAGGCGCUGCGCCGGAGGAGCCAAAACCACCGGACCCUACUGCUGGUGUCCGUCGUCCACCUGAGGUAACUUCGUCCCCGGACGGCAAGAAAGCUCGUGAAUCGCAACACCCAAAGAAAAGAGUCCGAGGGAUCGACUUAGUAAACGAGACUGUUAGUAUGGAGGAGGUUUUAGUCGAAGACAUUACUGAUGAGGAAAUACCAGAGACUCAGAAACAGGAAUACCAGGGCACCCAAAUACCGAGCCCACCAUCCCAACCCCAAAGCCAAACCUCCCCGGUCCCGGCAAUGGCCUGGGGGGUAGGUCGCAAAGCGGUCCGUGAAGAAGCUUGGUAUGUGGAGGACUCGGACUCUGAAGAUGUAGCGGAAGCCAUGAGAGAAGAUGGUGUCGAUGACUCACCAGUUGAAGAGGAAGACCCACGAUGCCCUACAAUUUGCUUUACUAAGGGUGAGUUGCGCAGCUACCGUAGAGAAUGGCGAUCGGCCCUAGGUCGUUCUUUCCCAUAUCCGGUGAUUGCGAAAAGACUCAACAUGCUGUGGGCUAGGAAUGGUCCCAUCCAAGUCACCAAUAGAGCGAACGGAUUCCUAUUUGUCAGAUUCUCUCAGAAGAUAGACUAUGAAUAUGCCCUUACAGGAGGCCCCUGGAUGCUUGGAGACCAUUACUUGACAACACAAAAAUGGAAAAUGGGCUUUAAUCCGCGCACUUGCACAGUUUCCUCUACGCUGGUGUGGGUGAGGCUCCCGGAUCUCCCUAUCGAGCUGUUCAACCCGCAAGCUGUCCUUCGCAUAGCAGGCAAAGCAGGAGUUCCAGUUCGGGUGGACCGAGCUACUGAGUUGGGUGCACGUGGUUUAUUUGCUCGUGCAUGUGUUGAAGUUGACCUUACCAAGCCGCUUUUGUCGAAAUACAAGGUCGAGGGGGUGGAAUAUGAACUCCAGUAUGAGGGCCUCUCGAAUGUUUGCUUUGAAUGUGGCUCCUAUGGCCACCAAAAGAGUCACUGUCCCACUCUUCAUAGGGAAGGGUCUGAUAGCCCACCACCUCAAGCUGAACCAACCCACCCAGUACCACAUCACACGGAAACCUAUGGGGAAUGGAUGAUUGCCAAAAGAAGGGAGCGUCGUCCGACCCACAAACAGCAUCCUGGUACCCGAGGCGAACAGCCAAACAAGAAACAUGCUCUGGGCCAGGUGCAACCAUCAGGAUCCCGAUUUGCAGUACUUGAUGAAGAGGAAGGAACUGGAAUGUCAACCGAGGGAGAAAAGAUGACCACUAAAACGAGACAUAUGAACGCGGUUACACCGGGAAGUGCUACACGUACCGGAACCCCACGCCAAACUCAGCAGGUGUGGGUGGAGAAGCGAGGAGGCUCCUGCUCAGGCGAAACCAGUGCCGAAGUCACUGCUCCUAACGAGAGUCCCAGCGCACAGAAACAGAUGGAGACACCGAGCCCGAACAAUCAGCUGGCAGGUAGAACUGAAGGAGAUAAGGUGGAGAGGGAAACUGACACAAUGAACAUUGAUCCUCAAAAUACACCCAUUGCGAAAGGGGGGGAGGGGGUAGCUCCGAUUUGGCCAGGAUACCAGUAGUGCAAAUGGAAUUACCUAAGGGUAAAGAAAGAGAGGGCCUGGAAGAGAAUGCCACUUGGGAAGUUAAUACUCCUAGCCCUACUCUACGGGCUCCCCCUGAAACCAGCAUGCAAGCCAUGCAGACGGGUGAGCCGAUUGACGUAACAACCAAGUUGGCGUCCGGAAACAGUGAUCAAGCUAUGUCACCGACGGCCCCCCCUCCCGGGGUGGCUUCGGUCACUAACUAAUCCAAGUACCCAGAGGUGCCCUACAUCCUGACCUCCCAUGGAUAUAAAUAUCUUUUCUUGGA
This is a messenger RNA of Linum trigynum, 1993 nucleotides long. The record is from the annotation of a GenBank genome assembly. Lineage: Eukaryota; Viridiplantae; Streptophyta; Magnoliopsida; Malpighiales; Linaceae.